UAGCUCAGCACGAAGAGACGCUUCCUCUUCAGCUUCAUCGUUGCCUCGCUGUGGAUAUCCAAUGUCGCGGAGCUAGGGUGGUGGGCUAUCACAGAGGGUGGGAGUCAAUGACGGUGGUGCCCAGUAAGCCGGAAGCGACAAGGCGAUCGCUGAGUGGCAGGACGCGCUUACUUCCUUCACAAGAGAGGCUGUGCGUAUCACCCACGAACCACCCAAUACUACGACACGACCAACGUAAACGUUUGCAAACAUGAACAAGCUCGCGUUAACCUGCUUCGCGUUGUCGCUUCUUGGAGUAUCUGCAUCUUAUCACGAACGCGCCGGCGCGCAAGACGUCAUCGCCAAGCUUGGACUGGAGCCAAACCCUGAAAAGGGUUAUUACCGACAAACGUUUGAAGACACUGGAAGUAUUGGCAAUCGCUCGUACUCAACUGCCAUCUACUAUCUUCUCGAGGGCCAGGCUGGCCCAUCCUACUGGCACCGGGUCACCGAUGCCGUCGAAAUUUGGCACUACUAUGCUGGCGCGCCCAUGAGGCUGGAGCUGUCGUGGAAUAAUGGGACAGCAACCCAACAACAGACUUUAGGCAGCGACAUUUUCAGAAAUCAAACUCCACAGGUCAUCAUAGAUAAAGGACAGUGGCAGCGGGCGACUAGUCUCGGACAUUGGACGUUGGUGGGCACGACAGUUGCGCCCGGCUUUUCGGAAAAUGGGUAUGAGUUGCCAGCGCCAGGUUUCCAGCCAGACGAUGGCCAUCGAACAAGAUAAUUCCACGAGGUCACACGAGAGACAUACCAGGGCUAGAAAGUCUCCAGGUUUCCUACUCAUCUUGUAUUGAAAACAGUGCUCGACGUCAAAUCUUACGAAUC
Alternaria alternata is the source of this 867-nucleotide messenger RNA. RefSeq names its product cupin family protein. The coding region runs from base 251 to 766 and encodes 171 amino acids. Gene Ontology annotation, cellular component: intracellular anatomical structure. The record is from RefSeq and is a predicted model, not a curated record. Lineage: Eukaryota; Fungi; Ascomycota; Dothideomycetes; Pleosporales; Pleosporaceae. The transcript has a single exon.